UUGAAACAUGAAGAAUAUAUUAUAUUCAAUUUAUUUAAUAAAUAGGGGCUUAGCAUAUCUUAUUGAUGAAUGGCCCAUGAAAGGUGGAACACAAGAUAGCUGGUGAAAUGGCAAGUUGGUUGCAAGCUAGACCUGAGCUCAACUGUCAUAAGGGUGAGCUCAAGCAGUUGAGUUCAUCUAAAGUUGUUUACCUCAUCCAAAUGGGCUGUCAUGAGGAUGAGCUCAAGCAGUUGGGCUCAUCCGAGGUAAUUGACCUCGGAAUAGGUUGUCAUGAGGAUGAACUCAAGCAGUUGAGUUCAUCUAAGGUUGUUUACCUCAUUCAAGUUCACCUCGGACUAGGCUGUCACGAGGAUGAGCUCAAGCAUAGGCUGAGUUCAUUCGAGGUUGUUUACCUCAUCUGGGGUAGUUCACCCGAUUAUCAUGAGGAUGAGAUCAAGCAGUUGAGCUCAUCCGAGGUUGUUUACCUCAUCCAAGUUAACCUCGGAAUGGGUUGUCAUGAGGAUGAGCUUAAGCAGUUGAGCUCAUCCAAGGUUGUUUACCUCAUUCAAGUUGACCUCGGAAUGGGUUGUCAUGAGGAUGAGCUUAAGCAGUUGAGCUCAUCCAAGGUUGUUUACCUCAUCCAAGGUAGUUCGCCUCAGGAUGGGCUAGCAUGAGGAUUAACUCUAGUUGAGUUCAUCCAAGGUUUACAUCAUCCAAGAGAGUUCACCUCAGAAUGGAUUGUCAUGAGGAUGAACUCAACCAAGUUUAUGAACUUGUUUAAGUUCCUAAGUCAGCACAUGAAGUUCCUAUUAUUAAAGUCCAAGGCUGACCAUAUUAUAUGAUGAGGAUACAGAUAUAUAUAUAUCUUUAGCUCAGCAUCACAGUUAAUAACUGUAAUUUGAAUAAAUUAUGAAGCUGCAC
Molecule: messenger RNA, 900 nt
Organism: Rubroshorea leprosula
Lineage: Eukaryota; Viridiplantae; Streptophyta; Magnoliopsida; Malvales; Dipterocarpaceae
Source: the annotation of a GenBank genome assembly